Molecule: messenger RNA, 3217 nt
Organism: Carcharodon carcharias (great white shark)
Lineage: Eukaryota; Metazoa; Chordata; Chondrichthyes; Lamniformes; Lamnidae
Gene: fdxr
Product: ferredoxin reductase
Exons: 12
Coding region: 33-1520 (495 amino acids)
Biological process (GO): ubiquinone biosynthetic process
Cellular component (GO): mitochondrion
Source: RefSeq, a predicted model, not a curated record
GUCGGGGGUGAGGGAGGCGUAGUGGCGGUGUAAUGGGGAUCUUGGGGCCAGUCGGUGCUCUUCUAGCGGGGAUUUAUCGCAGGACGAGCGGCGGCGGCAGGAGCAGGAUCUUUUCCGGAGUGCGAGGGCUGUCCUCAAUAACAUAUCCUAAGCUUAAAGUUUGUAUCAUCGGUAGUGGUCCUGCCGGUUUCUACACUGCCCAGCACCUACUCAAGUACCAUGAAUUGGCUGUGGUUGACAUUUAUGAGAAGCUGCCAGUCCCAUUUGGCCUUGUGAGAUUUGGUGUUGCUCCUGACCAUCCAGAAGUGAAGAAUGUCAUCAAUGCGUUCACCCAGACGGCACAUCAUGAUCGCUGCUCAUUUUAUGGCAAUGUUACUGUUGGGAAGGAUGUAAGCAUAGAGGAGCUGAAACAGGCAUACCAUGCUUUGAUAUUGACCUAUGGAGCUGAAGCUAAUCGAACACUUGGCAUUCCUGGGGAGAAUCUACUGGGUGUCUAUUCUGCAAGAACGUUUGUAGGCUGGUAUAACGGUUUACCUGAAAACAGAAAUCUGGACCCUGAGUUGAGCAGUGAAACAGCAGUCAUCUUGGGACAUGGAAAUGUGGCGUUGGAUGUAGCCAGGAUUCUCCUUUCUCCGAUUGACUUGCUUAAGAAAACCGAUAUCGCUGCACGUGCUUUGGAGGCUAUAGCAGCUAGUAAGGUAAAGCGGGUACUACUUGUUGGGAGAAGGGGACCUCUCCAGGUGGCGUUUACCAUAAAGGAGCUGCGUGAGAUGAUUAAUUUGCCUGAUACUCGUCCAUUGCUGCAUCCCAGUGACUUUGAGGGGCUCAAACAGAUUGUUAAAGACUUGCCAAGGCCAAGGAAGCGGCUGUCGGAGCUCAUGAUAAAAGCUGCUCUUGAAAAGUCUCCUGGGAAAGAAGCUGAGCGUCGAGCAGCAGCCAGUAAAGAAUGGGGCCUUCAGUUCUUGCGGAGCCCCUUGGAGGUGAUACCCAGUAAUGAUGGCAAACGGGUGGCUGGGAUUCGGCUGUCUGUUAACAAACUGGAGGGUUUAGGAGAGUCUGCAAAGUCCGUUCAGACAGAAGACAUUGAAGAUCUGGAGUGUGGAUUAGUGCUGAGCAGCAUUGGCUAUAAAAGCCAUCCCAUUGACCCCUCUGUUCCAUUUGAUGAGCAGCAAGGGAUUAUCCCAAAUAAUUUGGGACGGGUCCUGCAUGCACCAGGCCUUUACUGCAGUGGCUGGGUGAAAAGGGGACCAACGGGGGUUAUUGUAACCACGAUGCACGAUGGCUUUGAAACGGCUGAGUCGGUGCUGGAGGAUGUACGUUUAGGAUUACUGGAUGUGUCUGCUUCAAAAGGAGGAUAUAAAGCAAUGGAAGUUUUGCUUAAACAAAGAGGUAUACGCCCAGUUUCAUUUUCUGGAUGGGAAAAGAUUAAUGGUGUUGAAGUGGCAAAUGGAGAAGAAGCAGGCAAACCCAGGGAGAAACUGCUUGAUGUGCAAGAGAUGAUAGAUGUGGCCAAUCAGUGAACGAGCCGCUCAAUGAAGAGGUCCACACUUGAGAGUAAAUGUACGGAUUAGAUGUGUCCUACCUCAGAGACCAUUCUCAGCGCUUGGUUCUCAAUGCAAAACAGUACCUCAGUUUGUUGUUCUUGGAUUAAAGAGGCAGGAUCACUAAGAUUAACAUGAAUGAGCAAGUCCAAUUGGUCCAUCAUGGGUCAUCUUCAUAAAAAAGACUACUGUUCCCUUCUUUGUGAAUCACAAUAUCUAACUGAUUCUUAAAUGAGUUAAAUUUUUCUCUUCGCAACUUUAAGAUCAUUCCCUGCAUGAAGAGCUUAAGUUGUCCGUCUUUAAAUUUGAGUUUCAUCAUUGUGGAACUAUGCCCACUUAAUUUUACUUAAUGUUUAUUUUGAAGUGUUAUCGCUAACUUGCUGUUUCUGUGUGCUACUUAUUAUCUUGAGCAUCUUUUAAAAGGUUUCCUCUCUGGGUUGAAGAGCCCAGUUUUCUUCAGCCUUUCCUCGAUAAGAGCCACUUUAUUCAUGAUUUUCACAGCAUAAAAGCAUUGAGUUGCAGAAUAUGGUCCCUAAAAGCACCAGCAAAAAUCCUGGUAAUAAAAUAUUAUAGUCACUGUAAAUCAGUGGGGCCUGCUCGUAACUGUCAUCUUGCACUAGAACCUGCAUGUCCUUGUGGCUUGAAUGUUUUCCUUGUGUUUUGGUGUGAAAGCCUGGGCAUGCCAUUUAAGGUGUGGUCUAGGUAGAGCACUCUUAUUUCAGCAUGGCAUCCUCUUGACAUUCUGAUUUAGCACCAUAAUUCAACGUUCCAUUUGCUUUAUUGGUUACUGCUCCAGGAUAACUGGACAUGAGUACUGAGUUUGCUAACAACCCUGGAUCUUUCAAUUUCACCUGUAACUAUCCUGACACUAUUGAAACAGAGUGUGCAUGUCAUCCAUUUUAUUAAAAUGGUUGUACCUCUCAGUCCAUUUCAUCUGCCACUGUUUCACCCACUAACCCUUCAUCUAGCUCAUUUUGUUGGCUCUUGGCUGCCUCGUUAGGCUUGACUUAUUUCUCUUUUUUUGUCAGAUUGUAUUGGGCUCGAGUCCAAGACAUUGUUGUAAAUAAGGAACAAUACAGACCACAAUACAAGGCAGGUCCAUUCUUCUCCAUUCCACUCUCUUUUCUACCACCUCACCCAAACACCCCCCUGAGCCAAUGAAGCACAGGAAGACUGGAUUUCUUCUCUCAUCCCUUCUUAAUUUACACCCUGGUUUCCUUCAACCUUUAAACAAAAACCUUUUGCAGCUGACAUUGGAUGAAUGUUAUUUUUUAAAAUCUGUCUGUAGGGGAGCUCCAAAUGAACAACACAGCUAGACAGCCAUGAAAAACAUGUGUUUGUGUGUUUACUACUUUGUCCCAUCCUAAUCCACACUCAUUCAAAUAUAGUUCAGCUUUGAGAUAUUACCACAGAUGGUGGAGGUCUUUCCACCUAUUUAACUAAUCUUUCCAUAGAAACCUUCAGGCUUCCUCUAUCACAACCAAUCAUCUCUUCAUAGCCAGUCGGCUAUUCAAUGACUACCACAUUUUCGCCCCUCUUCCUUUAUUCAGACGAGUAUUAUGAGUAUUUAUCACUUUGUGCAAAGUCCCAGACUUAACCUUUUACUAUUUUAGUAUUCAUGUUCCCAUGUCUUGCAUUUGUGAUUAAAUCAGUGGGAGCUGCUCAUAGUUCAAUCA